UCUGUUAGCCCAUCAUGAAUUACUGAGCAUUUCCUCAUUUGUGCUAAGUUUAGUGUCAUGUGGCUGGCUGUACAGCAGCAUCAGCCUGGAUACUGAUUCACUGCUGGACAUGGAGCAAUUUAUCCAUCACUGAACCCUCACUAAAGGCAAAUAUGGGGGAGAGCGUUGAUGUCAAGGCUCUGAGAGCCAAGUUCAACAGCAAGGCCAGCACUUCGGAUACCAGUAGCCGAGACAGCGGCUCCCCAAAAUCUCCACGACCGGGAUUUGGGAGGGCAAUCCUGCCUGUGACAGAGAACAAUCUGGCCCAACACAGACUGUCCCCUACGCUCCCUCCUACUCCUCUGAUGGCUGACCAGGGCCUAAUGAGGGCUGAACCAAUGACAGCCUCCAUCCCCCCGAGACCUGUUUCCUUCCCUCGACUGCCUCCCAAUCCUGGAUUCAGAUCAAGCGUCCCACUGGCAGACACCAAGAAGGUCAAGCAGACAGGAGAAAUGCUGCAGAGCAUGAUGCUGAGGCACCCGAGGCCCCCAGGCAUCAACCCGGCACCAGCUCCAGCUCACGCUCAUGCAACGACUCCCACCUCCAACACUUUACCGCUCCGACAGCAGUCUCGACAGAGGAGCACAGGGGAUGUGACCCCACUGAAGAAGCCCCUGCCCCGAGAAGGACCCAUGCCUUUAAAGCCCAAACGGCCUCCCAACGUCAACCUGGAGCCCUUUCUUAAGUUCAACCGAGGAUCAGGCCCAAAAAAACAAGGCGGAGAUCCCUCAGGUAGAAAGAUGUCUUUACCUGCAGUAAUCAGUCCUCCACAACCACCACAAAGAUCCAGCAAACCCAGAAAGCUGCCGCGUCAAGGAGCCUCUGUUUGUCAUGAUCUACAGCAAAGAUGGCAGACAGGAAAUAGUGUGAGGGACAUUGAGGAUAACCAGGACACCUACGAUGACAUUGAAAACUGUAUUAAGAACGAGACCUGGAGUGAUGGUUCACAGUGUAUUGAUGAGGAUAAUGAAGAUGUGUAUGAGUCUAUUGAUGAGGAUAAUUUGGAGGCAAACCUAACAAAUGCUGAGAAGAAAAAUAAAAAAGAACCUCAGAGGCCACUGGAGCUGGAGAAGAGAGACCAGAUGGAGCAUCAGAAAAAAGAAAAUGACUUUAGGAAGAACUUUCAGUUGCAAGGGGAGGACGAGGUUAUUCAUACAGCCAGAGUCCGACAUGACUGGCACGGAGAAGGAAAACUGGACCUCGUUGUACGAAAGGGCGAGAGUGUGGAGAUCGUCCGAACAAAUAAUAACCCAGUAGGAAAAUGGUGGGCUCGCACCCUGAAUGGAAAAUACGGAUACAUCAGUAACACAUGUGUAGAUAUUGAUUAUGAGGCAGUGAAGCGCAAAGUGCUCCAGUCCCGAAAAACAGACACAUCACCAUUGCCUCCACCACCUCCAGACCCUCCGCAGAUGUUGAAUAUGGAAUCCAAUAACAGAGACAGCAUACUUGAAGAUGAUGAUGACUAUGAUGAUGUUCAACCACUAACUGAGGAUUUUCCCCCACCCCCGCCUGAAGUCAGCAUAGAUUCCAAACUGAUGAAGGAGCUGAGAAAAAAAUUUAAGUUUGAGGGGCCUCCGAAUGUGCUGCACACUGUGAUGGUGGAUCCUAAUUGUGUCAUAAAGAAGCCAGGAGGGAAGGAUCUGGUUGUGACUUCGGGAGAAGUCCUGGACAUCAUCCAACUCACCAACAGCAAGAAAGCUCUGUGUCGCAACCGGUUUGGAAAAUAUGGUUAUGUGUCCAGAUCUCUUCUUCUUCCAAUGGAAAGAGACAUCUACGAUGAUGUUGACUAUGCAGGCGACAUCUAUGACAACGACUCUCCUCAUGCUGAUUAUUAAAACAUGUCAAACUAAACACACACAUACACACUCAAACAAAAGAAACAAACUGCCAUAUAAAUUUAAAUCAAAAACUGAAAACAUAAGCUGUAAAAAUAAUAUAUAUAUGUAUAACUAUGCUCCUGGGUGCCGGUUUUUUCCUUUAUUUGACUCGAAUUGCAUUCAAUUAAAGAGGAUUUAAACAUAGCCUGCACUGCACAGCCAGGCUUCCUUCCUGUCGUGGUGUAACACAGGAAGGCUGUCCGACUCACAAACUAGCUUUUAUCAAACUAAAGCAAUAUUCAUUAAAAAGACACACACACUCAUUUACACACAAACUGUACUUGCCCUGUGCUGACAAUAACAAACUUGGAAUAAUUGCAUUUUUUGUCAAACUGCUUGUAUACAAAAUGAAUACACUAUUACUGUAGCUUUGUGUUUUGCUUGACCUCUGAGAUAAUGUAAAAUAAAUAAACUUCUUCCUGGUAAUUGUGUACCACUUUGAAUUAACUCUUUUCCUUGUGUUUUUAAUAAAAACAAAAAUAAAAAUGCUGAAUUUGUGAAAAGCU
Scatophagus argus is the source of this 2422-nucleotide messenger RNA. Its product is annotated as FYN-binding protein 1. The record is from RefSeq and is a predicted model, not a curated record. Gene Ontology annotation, cellular component: plasma membrane. The coding region runs from base 153 to 1874 and encodes 573 amino acids. Gene Ontology annotation, biological process: T cell receptor signaling pathway; protein localization to plasma membrane; integrin-mediated signaling pathway. Gene Ontology annotation, molecular function: protein binding. The transcript is spliced from 17 exons. Lineage: Eukaryota; Metazoa; Chordata; Actinopteri; Scatophagidae.